Schizophyllum commune H4-8 is the source of this 1611-nucleotide messenger RNA. RefSeq lists its product as uncharacterized. NCBI's taxonomy places the organism in Eukaryota, Fungi, Basidiomycota, Agaricomycetes, Agaricales, Schizophyllaceae. Gene Ontology annotation, biological process: amino acid catabolic process. The transcript is spliced from 3 exons. Gene Ontology annotation, molecular function: L-amino-acid oxidase activity; polyamine oxidase activity. The record is from RefSeq and is a predicted model, not a curated record. Bases 1 to 1611 code for a protein of 536 amino acids.
AUGAUCCUCGAUAGUCUCGGUAUUCCGUACGAGAUUCUGGAGGCCAGCGACCGCAUUGGCGGGCGCAUCUACACUCACCGCUUCAACGGCGACAAAGGCGCCACCGCACCGAUCAACACUCCUGCGCGCUACGACUACAUCGACAUCGGUGCGAUGCGCUACCCCAAUAUCGGCUUCAUGAAGCGGGUCUUCGACCUCUUCGAGUUGCUCCAGCUUGAUAAAGAUGGACUUCUCAUCGAGUACAAGUUCUCCUCGGAACACACGUUCCAGCACUACAACGGCCGACGCUACCCAGGGGUCGCGCAAUCCAACGACAUCUUCGAUGUUUCCGUCGAGAAUGGAGGAACUGUGCCUUCUGCCUACGUCGCUUGGGGAGCGGAUAGCGUUGCUGCCGAGGUGUAUAAGCCGUUUACCGACCUUUUCAAGUCUGAGAAGUUCUCGAAGGCAUGGGCUGUUCUUCAACAAGAGGAUUCGCACUCUACGCGCGCGUACAUGCGCGGCAGAAAGGAGAAUCCUCUGCCCGAGGCGGUGGUCCAGUGGCUUGAGACCUUCGAAACCGCCACCGGCCUCUACAACGACGCUUUCGUCGAGAGUGUCAUGGACGCCAUGGAUUUCGGCAGCGUGGACGCAGUGCGAAACCCCAAAGGUGGCCUAGGCUAUAGUUGGUACUGCAUCGACGGAGGCUCCGACAUCAUCACUCGCAAGAUGAUCAGCAUAAUCUCUACGGAGCCGCUCACCGAGAAGCGGGUGACGAACCUUGCGAGCACCCCGAAGGGUAUGGCGGUGACCUAUCAGAAAUCAGAUGGAAAGGCGACUACGACGGAAUACUCGCAGGUUAUCUGCACCGUGCCUAUGGGCUGUCUCGCGGGCAUCGAUAUACCCGUGGGAGACCUUUCCUACUUGCAGCGCAUGGCGAUUCGCUCGCUGAAUUACGACACCUCGACCAAGAUCGCGCUGAAGUUCGAGUCGCGCUGGUGGGAGGACCCUAAGAUCAUGCCUCAUGGCCCGAUCAAAGGCGGCAUGUCGUCGACCGACCUUCCCAUCCGUACCUGCGUCUACCCAUCCUACGGCUUCUCGUCGUCUGGCCAAGUCCCCGGUGUGUUGCUCGCGAGCUAUACGUGGGCACAGGAUGCUCAGCGUCUUGGUGGUCUUGCGGCGGGAGUGAAGGGGUCGAAGGCGGACAAGGUCCUCAUCGACCUUACGCUGAAGAACCUAUCGCAGCUGCACGGCGUGCCAGUCGAGAAGUUUGGACCGCUCCUUGAUCACUACGCAUAUGACUGGCACAACGACGAGAACGCGCGCGGCGCGUUUGCCCUCUUCGGGCCGGCGCAGUUCAGUCAGAAAGAUUCCGGCAGUAGCCUAUUCGCCAGCGUCAAGGCCCCUGCAGCAGGAGGGAAGCUGCACAUAGCCGGAGAGGCCACAUCGGCGCACCAUGCCUGGGUGCUCGGUGCCCUCAACUCCGCCUGGAGGGCCGUGUAUAACGCGUUGGGGAUGCGCGAGGAUGCGAAGGAGAAAAGAGAGGUUUUGAUCAAGAAAUGGGGCGUGCCAGAUGAAGAAGACACGACCGACUUGCUGAAGUUGGCCGCUCUUUCCUCCUACGGGUAUCUUUGA